AUGUUGGUAUUUUUUAAUAAACAAAAGGAGGGAAAUCGUAUGGAUGAAAACUUCACAGGAGAAGCAAAGGUAAAAUACAAAAAUGGUGAAAAAUUUAUAGGGACGUUUAUAAAUGGAUACAAAAGGAAAGGUAAAUAUUUUUACUCAAAUAAAAGUAUAUAUGAUGGUUUUUUUAUGAAUGAAAAAAGGUGUGGUUAUGGGAAAUUAAUAAAAAAAGGAAAACAAAAGAGCAUGUACAUAGGAAAUUUUGAAAAUGGAAAGAAAAAAGGUAUAGGAUUUCAAAGAUAUCAAAAUGGUGAUUUUUAUUAUGGAGAAUGGGAGAAUAACAAAAAAAAUGGAAAGGGAAUUUAUUAUUUUUACUCAACAAAAGAAUAUUAUUGUGGAGAAUGGAAUAAGGGUAACUUUAACAACGGAUCUUGGGUAAUCUCGGAAGAUGUACAAUAUGUGGGUACUUAUUUUAAAAACAAGCCAAAGUUUAAAGGAAAUUUUUUAUUUUCUAACAAUAUGAAAGUUAAUGUUUUUUUUCAUCAAUUUGUUAAUCUAUCGAAUAUGAACGAAGAAGAAAUACAAUUAAUAUGGAAAAAUGUAUAA
This is a messenger RNA of Plasmodium reichenowi, 591 nucleotides long. RefSeq lists its product as hypothetical. Lineage: Eukaryota; Apicomplexa; Aconoidasida; Haemosporida; Plasmodiidae. The coding region runs from base 1 to 591 and encodes 196 amino acids. The transcript has 4 exons. The record is from RefSeq and is a predicted model, not a curated record.